Messenger RNA from Penicillium coprophilum, 1038 nucleotides. Its product is annotated as zinc-binding alcohol dehydrogenase family protein. Lineage: Eukaryota; Fungi; Ascomycota; Eurotiomycetes; Eurotiales; Aspergillaceae. Gene Ontology annotation, molecular function: oxidoreductase activity, acting on NAD(P)H. Bases 1 to 1038 code for a protein of 345 amino acids. The record is from RefSeq and is a predicted model, not a curated record. The transcript has a single exon.
AUGAAGGCAGUCAUCGUCACCCAGCCCAAGACUGAGGGCCUGGUCACAGAUCGCCCUGUUCCCAAGCUUCGCGAUGAUUAUCUUCUCGUCAAGACCGUCAGUGUGGGCUUGAACCCCACCGACUGGAAGCAUAUUGCUUAUCUUGCUCCUCCCGGUGUUCUUGUCGGAUGUGACUAUUCGGGCAUUGUCGAGGCUGUUGGCAAGGAUGUCAAAAAGCAAUUCAACAAGGGUGACCGCGUGUGUGGAUUCGCACACGGUGGCAAUGCAGUGCAGCCCGAGGAUGGCACUUUCGCUGAGUACGUCGUCGUCAAGGGGGACGUGCAGUGGAAGAUACCCGAGAACAUGAGCUUCCAGGAGGCUGCCACCCUCGGAGUUGGCAUCAGCACCGUGGGCCAGGGUCUGUACCAGAGUCUCAAGCUUGCACUGCCCACCGAACCCAUCAAGGAUUCGACUCCAAUUUUGAUCUACGGUGGCUCCACCGCGACUGGCACUCUGGCCAUCCAAUUUGCCAAGCUGUCGGGCUACAAGGUCCUGACCACUUGCUCGCCGCGCAACUUUGAUUUGGUCCGCAGCCUUGGCGCCGACGAUGUCUAUGAUUACAAGGAUGCCCAGGCCCCUGCUCAAAUUCGCAAGGCCACUGAUAAUAAACUGAAGCUCGUGUUCGACUGUAUCUCGCUCGAGUCCAGCGCUGCGUUCUGUGACAAUGCUAUCUCCACCGAUGGUGGCGAGUACAGUGCUCUGUUGAGCGUCAAAAUCGACCGUGCCAAUGUGAACGACCGCUUUACCCUGGCUUAUACCACCAUUGGCGAGGCGUUCACCUUUGGGGACAUCCCAAUCCCUGCCAAACCGGAAGACAAAGCUCACGCUGAAAAGUUCAUUUCCAUUGCCGAGGAUCUGCUCGCUCAAGGAAAGAUCAAGGUCCACCCCCCCAAGGUCGGCAAGCAGGGGCUGAAGGGUGUGAUCGAGGGUCUGAAGUUACUCAAGGAGGACAAGGUCAGCGGCGAGAAGCUGGUCUACAAUGUUUCCGAGACCCCUUGA